This is a messenger RNA of Xenopus tropicalis (tropical clawed frog), 2878 nucleotides long. RefSeq lists its product as uncharacterized. The record is from RefSeq and is a predicted model, not a curated record. The transcript is spliced from 7 exons. The coding region runs from base 290 to 2656 and encodes 788 amino acids. NCBI's taxonomy places the organism in Eukaryota, Metazoa, Chordata, Amphibia, Anura, Pipidae.
ACCAUAUUGUGGAACAAGAGGUUAUAUAGAAUGUCAGCAGCAGCCUAAUACAGAUUUGUCUUGCCUGAGAAGCUCCUUGUUCCUGAAUCUUCCAGCAACGGUUGCUACAUUGUCAGAUGUUCUAUGUGCAUAUUAUAAAUGCAAGGAUACAGAGAAAAAAAACGAACUUUUCCAAGCUGUUCAAAAACUUGUAACUUUUAAUGACUGCACCAUUGGAAAAGUUUUUGGAAGAGAUGCCAAUAUAGAAGAUCUACUGGUGAAUGGAAAUGAAUCACUUCAGAAUCUGCUAAUGAUGGUCAUGAAAUUACUGAAUGCAGUCAUUUUACCACCAAUCUCGAUUCCACCGUGUGUAUCUCAAAAUUUAGCCAAAAGCCAAAAUCUCCAAGAUGAUAUAACAGUAAAAAAUUUAAGACUACUAUCAAAACUCGGAGAUUCAACCUCAAGAAUUGGGGAUGCUACCUCUGGACUUGGUGGAGUGACAUCAGGACUAAUAGAGACAGGGCUUGGAGGAGUUACACCAGAAUUUAGCAAAAUAGAAUCAGAGCUGGGUAAAUUAACAUCAGUGUUUGACAGAGUAAUAUCAGGCCCUAAGGAUUUGAAAUCAGGAGUUGGGGGGAUGGAAUCAGAGCUUAGUGACCUGCAAUCAAAAAUAGGAGAAGUGAUGUCAGGUCUUGCAGAAACUGUCUCUGGGCUCAGAGCCAUGACAUCAGAACUAGGGGAUGUGACAUCUGGGUGUGGUAAAGUGUCAUGUGGCUCAAUGGAACUGGAGACAAAACUUGGAAGACUUACAUCAUUGUUAGGGCUAACAGAAAAAAUUGUUGCAGGGCUUGGCACAAACACUGAAAGUGCUCUGGGAAUAAAUUGCUUAAAUAAUGGGGAGAUAAGAGGUAAAAUUGAUGAUGGAGGACUUUCUGUAAUAGCUAAUGCAAAUCUCCUCAAAGGAAUUCUGCCUAAUACAAUAACAAAAGGAGCAUCUGGAGGAAGCACAGGAUUGGUGGGUUUGCUGAAUACAGUUGGUGGAAUUGCCAAUAGUGUUCUAAAUGGAGUUAAUGGUGGGAACCCAUUAACUGGGGGAACAUCUGGAGGAAGUUCAGGAUUGGGAGGUUUGUUGAAUACUGUUGGUGGAACUGCCAGUGAUGUUCUUAAUGGAGUUAUUGGUGGAAAUACCAUUACUGGAGGAACAUCUGGAGGAAGUGCAGGAGUAGGAAAUCUGCUAAAUACUGCAGUGGGGACUGCUUCAGGAUUGGGGGGUUUGUUGAAUACUGUUGGUGGAACUGCCAGUGAUGUUCUUAAUGGAGUUAUUGGUGGAAAUACCAUUACUGGAGGAAGUGCAGAAGUGGGAAAUCUGCUAAAUACUGCAGUGGGGACUGCUUCAGGAUUGGGAGGUUUGUUGAAUACUGUUGGUGGAAUUGCCAGUAAUGUUCUUAAUGGAGUUAUUGGUGGAAAUACCAUAACUGAAGGAACAUCUGGAGGAAGUGUAGGAGUGGGAAAUCUGCUAAAUACUGCAGUGGGGACUGCCAAUAGUGUUCUUAAUGGAGGUAUUGGUGGGAGCCCAUUAACUGGGGGAAUAUCUGGAGGAAGUUCAGGAUUGGGAGGUUUGUUGAAUACUGUUGGUGGAAUUGCCAGUAAUGUUCUUAAUGGAGUUAUUGGUGGAAAUACCAUAACUGAAGGAACAUCUGGAGGAAGUGCAGGAGUGGGAAAUCUGCUAAAUUCUGCAGUGGGGACUGCCAAUAGUGUUCUUAAUGGAGGAAUUGGUGGGAACCCAUUAACUGGGGGAAUAUCUGGAGUAAGCACAGGAUUGGCAGGUUUACCAAAUACUGCUGUUGGAACUGCCAAUAGUGUUCUUGGUGGGGAUACCCUAACUGGGGGAAUAUCUGGAGGAAGCACAGGAUUGGCAGGUUUACCAAAUACUGCUGUUGGAACCGCCAAUAAUGUUCUUGGUGGGGAUACCCUAACUGGGGGAAUAUCUGGAGUAAGCACCGGAUUGGCAGGUUUACCAAAUACUGCUGUUGGAACCGCCAAUAGUGUUCUUGGUGGGAAUACCCUAACUGGGGGAACAUCUGGAGUAAGCACAGGAUUGGCAGGUUUACCAAAUACUGCUGUUGGAAUCGCCAAUAGUGUUCCUGGUGGGAAUACCCUAACUGGGGGAACAUCUGGAGUAAGCACAGGAUUGGCAGGUUUACCAAAUACUGCUGUUGGAACCGCCAAUAGUGUUCCUGGUGGGAAUACCCUAACUGGGGGAACAUCUGGAGUAAGCACAGGAUUGGCAGGUUUACCAAAUACUGCUGAUGGAACCGCCAAUAGUGUUCCUGGUGGGAAUACCCUAACUGGGGGAACAUCUGGAGUAAGCACAGGAUUGGCAGGUUUACCAAAUACUGCUGAUGGAACCGCCAAUAGUGUUCCUGGUGGGAAUACCCUAACUGGGGGAACAUCUGGAGUAAGCACAGGAUUGGCAGGUUUACCAAAUACUGCUGAUGGAACCGCCAAUAGUGUUCCUGGUGGGAAUACCCUAACUGGGGGAACAUCUGGAGGAAGCACAGGAUUGGGAAGUGUAGUAAAUACUGUUCUUGGAACAGCCAAUAGUGUUCUCAGUGGAGUUAAUGGUGGGAAUUCUGUCAACACAUUACCGUUACUUGGACUUUUUGGAAAAAAAUAAAAAUACAUUCUGUCUUGCCUUUAAUUUUAAUUAUUCAUUAAAACUUUGUUACAAUUGUAUUAUAUUUUUGACUUUAUGGGUCAGUAGUUCUACUGAUGACUGGAAAAAAAUAUCUAAAUUAAGUUUAUACAUUAGAAAUGUCAUAGUAAAUUCAGAAUGAUAAAUCUUGGAACUUGAAUCUUAGUAAAUUCUGUCCACUCUAUGAUUUCUAUAUAUCUUAUA